Molecule: messenger RNA, 969 nt
Organism: Actinia tenebrosa (Australian red waratah sea anemone)
Lineage: Eukaryota; Metazoa; Cnidaria; Anthozoa; Actiniaria; Actiniidae
Source: RefSeq, a predicted model, not a curated record
AUUGUUGCUGGGGGAGGGGGAGGUGGUGGGAUCACUAUGUCUGGACGGACUUUAGACGGUGAUCCAGGGCAGACCUCCACCAAUGGUAGUCGGUAUGGAGGAGCUGAUGGUAAUGGAGGACGUAUGUAUGACUCAGUGGCGAAUUCUUUUACAAGGAAUGGAGUUGCGGCAGCUGGAGCCGGAUUCUACACGGAUGGAGAGUCGGGGCCCAUGGGUGCCGGAGCCAAGAGCUUCAUUAAUGACGGAACUGGAGGUUCAGGGAGUUCAAGUGGAGGCUUUGGGGGAGGGGGUUUUGGUAAAGGGGGUGGGGGUGGGUAUUCAGGUGGUGGAGUCAUCGUUAAUCAAAAUCCCGAAGGAUGCGCUGGUGGCGGAGGCUCAUUCAAUAGCGGUUCUGAACAAGACAACGAGAGUGGCAUCAACAGAGGCGAUGGCCGGUUCAUGGGUACUGGACCCAAGAGCUUCAGUAAUGGUGGAACUGGAGGUACAGGGAAUUCAARUGGAGGCUUUGGGGGAGGGAGUUUUGCUUUUUCUAAAGCCCCAGGGGGUGGGGGUGGGUAUUCAGGUGGUGGAGUCAUCGUUAAUCAAAAUCCCGGAGGAUGCGCUGGUGGCGGAGGCUCAUUCAAUAACGGUUCUGAACAAGACAACGAGAGUGGCGUCAACAGAGGCAAUGGCCGUGUUACCCUCACCUUAUCUGAAUGAUCGUAAUAUGGUUGAAAACAAUAAAUCAUAAAUCAUAAUACAUAAAGUGUAUCAAUAAUUCAUGUAGCUGAUUGUGUAGUUUAUGCGGCACUUUAAACGUGCGCGUUUGGGCACGCUUUAGGCCUCUUGCAUCAGACAGACAGACAGACAGACAGACAGACAGACAGACAGACAGACAGACAGACAGACAGACAACUUUUAUUCCGAACAUUGCACUAAUAAUUGUACAUGAGCUCAGUUCCAAAUAAAUAUAUAUAUUAACACCCAUUC